AUGCAGCUUUGUUAUAGUUGUCGACACGCAUUUCCACCUUCCUCAUUAGGUCAAUGUUCCUUUAGUGAUAUUAUUUCACACCGUCUCGACGAAAUACACAAUAUCGUUAACGAGAUGAAGGUGGAAACGGCUGAAGGGACUCAUCAAGUCCUUCAGCUUAGAGGAGCCCUACGUGAGUUGUGCUCCGCAAUUCACCAGGAGUUUGGGGCUCUAAAGCAAGAUAAGGGGGGUCAAGAGGCCGCAAAGCGACGGAACCUGCAGGAACAAGGGGAGUUGGUCACGUCAUUUCCCAAUAUCAAACAAGAAAAUCACAUACACUCACCGGCUACGCAAAUGACAACACCAACCAUCCCACGCCAUUCAUAUGGUGGGUGCUCACCGAGGGCCACUUUUAAUGGAACUGUCCCCAGCCAUAAGAUACGAAAGAUGAACUCCGCUCUUGAGCUUGUGUCAGCGAGCAUAUAUUGCGUUUUGGAGAGUGUGGCAAUCCGCACACGUGCUGCCGUCGCACUACUGUGGAUACCUCCGCCUGGCGCCGUAUCCGCCGAGCUUGUUGCUCCUUUUGUAGUUGGCCGUGACGUGUCUAGACUUCGAAACUCAGCUCCCUAUCGUGUUGGUGAGACCUCCAUACCAUGUGCAGUGAGUGAAGCCGGGAUUGCGCUGAAUCUGAAGCCGCGGCCGGGUGCGUUUGAUCCUAGAGCCUCGGAAAACUCUCCGCUUGUCGAUUUAAUCGAAACAUCCAACGCCGCACAGCUCCUUGUGCCCGUCUUCACGCGUUACGGCGAGGUACAGCGCUCGGUUUUAGGCGUGUUGCAUUUGCUUGGCACCCCUGUCAUUCCUUGUCCCUUUACCCAACGAAAUGAAGAGAUGGCAGUACAGACGGCAGCAACGCUCUCCAUUAUUGUUUCCUCGCACUACGAGGUAAUGGGAGGGGAGUGGGCAAACCGCAUUUAUGAUCCGUCAUUAUUGAUUAGUGCCUCGGCUUAUCAGGGCACACUGGAUAUGCGAAGCACGCAAAAAGUUGUUGAUGACUUCGCACCACCGCCCAUAUUGAUAUACCGCGGCGUCAACGAGCGUAAGCCUGAGGAUGACAUUCGGGAGGAAGUGAAGGCGCUUCGAAAUCUCAUGACGAGGCGACCAGAGAGACGAGCCGAGAUUUAUUCCGUCAAGGACCUGCAGCAUUACGCCACAACCAUGGAGCAAAACUGGGUUGCACUUUUAGGCACCAUCACGGAGAUGGAAAAUAAGAUAAAUAAGUUGGAGGAAAAUGCACUCCGCACUGACUUACCGAAGAAACAGCAAUGUAUGUCUUCUUCACUAGAACAAACGUCGAACACUCAAUCCGAGAGUAACGGUCUACACAGCUCACGGUGUGCCUCACCCUCCACCGGGGCUCUACCGUCUCUCUACGACGCGAGAUCUGUAAUCAAACCCGAGCAACUCAAUUCAAUCGAGAUUGCGGCUGCGCAAAAGCUACGCGCACUUAAGGGCGAUCCGUCAAUCUUCAUUACAGAAAAGGAGGUUUGA
Molecule: messenger RNA, 1527 nt
Organism: Trypanosoma brucei brucei TREU927
Lineage: Eukaryota; Euglenozoa; Kinetoplastea; Trypanosomatida; Trypanosomatidae
Exons: 1
Coding region: 1-1527 (508 amino acids)
Source: RefSeq, a predicted model, not a curated record